CAUAAGUCAAACUGAACACAUGACAUUGACAUGUAUUUACUCAUAGAAUAUACAAAGCAAAAUAAUAAUAAUAAAGUUAAUUUAUCAAACAAAUCGAGCGUUAGGCAUUAAAAUAGUACAUAGAAUGGAGUGCCAGUGGUUGAAAUUAUCGGCUAGCUUUAGCAAAGGAAUUGCUGUCGUUAAUCAGCUCGACACUUCAAAAUUCGAGCAGUUCCUUCGAAGAAUUGUUACUAAGUUGAAAGUUCAAGAUGCUGAGAUAUUCACUGAGGAAGAGCAACAGAAACUGCAGAAAAUAUUCAAUGUAACUGACGAACAACUCUUGCUGGCAAUUAAAACACUGCUUUAUGUAUUUAAGAGACUAUUAAAGUUUGUGUUCAUGCCUAAAAAUUUGAAGAAUGAUUUAGAGACAAUGGGAUUUUUAAAUGAUAAAGCUGAAAUAAUUUUGAAAACAUGGUCUGUCGAAACUAAAACAAUGGUUAAUGAAUUAGACACGGAAACCCAAAAGCACUUGGAGACUCUAAACUUUUCAUGGAGAGUUAAUGCAGAGUUAAGUUCAGAUUAUCACAAGAAAAGUAAAGUUCCAAAGGCUUACUUGAGUUUUAGUAGUGGUGAAAAUGAAACAGAAAUAGAAUUUACACAUCCAGAGCUAUACUCAAUGUUUCUUCAGUUUGAAUCUAUUCAAAAUGAAUUGGAUAAUUUAGUUUAAUAAAAUAGGUAAUAGGUAUGGUUAGUGCACUAGUUUGCUUCCAUUGACAAAAGUUGAAGGUAAAAUGUUUGUCGCACUUAUUACAAGUCUUAUUAAUUAAGGAUAUGUACAUAAAAAAUAUAUUAUAUUUUAAAGGACAAAAAGUAUAGUAAUUGGAUGCUUAUUAUAGUACAAUGAUCCUACCUAUCUUAAUUAGUUUUUAGUCCACUAUUUUGAUUUUUGCUUUUGUUGAUAAUAAAUUAAAUUCUGUAA
Molecule: messenger RNA, 958 nt
Organism: Leguminivora glycinivorella
Lineage: Eukaryota; Metazoa; Arthropoda; Insecta; Lepidoptera; Tortricidae
Product: COMM domain-containing protein 10-like
Exons: 2
Coding region: 125-706 (193 amino acids)
Source: RefSeq, a predicted model, not a curated record